Molecule: messenger RNA, 867 nt
Organism: Paramecium tetraurelia
Lineage: Eukaryota; Ciliophora; Oligohymenophorea; Peniculida; Parameciidae
Exons: 5
Source: RefSeq, a predicted model, not a curated record
AUGCUAAUACUAUUCUUUUUUUUCUUGCUAACUGAGCAAUAAAGAGAUGUUGAAUUCAAUGAUAAAUUCUUUUGGACCUCAAUAGACAGAGUCAAUGAUAAGAAUAUAUACAGAAUAACAAAUCUAGAGCAGCCUUAUUAUUAUGUUUAGGUUACAUUACUAUAACAGGAUUUAUCUUAUUUCCUAUUGUUUGAUUUAAAUUAGAUUCCUGAAUUAAAUGGGUCUCCAGGUGACUACGUGAGUUAUUAUGAAGAGAGAAGAACCAGAUUUCUGAAAAUCGAACCUAAUGGAAAAAUAAUUUACAUUUCUGCAUCCUCUAAUAGCACUAGUGGAUAUUACAAUAUAACAAUUUGGGGUAGCAAGGAGGAGUUUUGUGAUAAUAAUUGUUCAUAUUAUGGUGAAUGCACAGAUGAUGGGUGUGAAUGCAACUCUGGUUAUAUAAGUACUGAUUGCCACUAAACGGCAAAGGAAAUUUAGGAGAAUUAAACACAGAUUAACCUUUUUGGAGAUGAGAUUUAGUUUAUUUAUUUGAACACAAAUGUUUACGAGUAAAUGGAUAUUAAAUUAAGAUUAAGUACUGACAGCCCUUCAGGAAUUGAAAUUUUCUUUGAGCUCACUAAUGCAAUAAUAAUUCCAAACUAAAACUACUUAGAUGCUGAUAGUGUCUUGAUCAAAUAAAAAUUGAUUUAUGACUCUUAACCAUUUGAUUUUACAAUAAAGAAGAACUCUAUUUCUGAAUAUGAUAACAUUUAGUUUGUUUUUGGAGCUAGAUAAUUGAAUAGUCAAUUAAACUCAUUAAACUUUCAACAUACAAUAGAUAUGAAAAUACAAUUUCUAUUAUUGUUAUAAUUAUAAUUGUCAUCGUGA